Messenger RNA from Pangasianodon hypophthalmus (striped catfish), 1426 nucleotides. It is a transcript of the gene gpr132b, whose product is annotated as G protein-coupled receptor 132b. Gene Ontology annotation, cellular component: membrane. Bases 45 to 1106 code for a protein of 353 amino acids. NCBI's taxonomy places the organism in Eukaryota, Metazoa, Chordata, Actinopteri, Siluriformes, Pangasiidae. The record is from RefSeq and is a predicted model, not a curated record. The transcript has a single exon. Gene Ontology annotation, biological process: G protein-coupled receptor signaling pathway; negative regulation of G2/M transition of mitotic cell cycle; G1/S transition of mitotic cell cycle. Gene Ontology annotation, molecular function: G protein-coupled receptor activity.
GCUGAUGUUCUUAAUCCUCUUCUCCUCAUUCCCUCCUCUCCUUCAUGACUAUAGAGACUAUGCACAGGACUACCAUGACUCAAACCACAGUGACAGCAGGAAAUAGGAAUGUAAGUGUGAGCUGUAUAAUGCCAUACGAUGAAGGCCGCAUUCCACUCCUGGUGAUCUACAUUGCCGUGCUGCUUGUGGGGCUGCCAGCCAACAUGGCCACCAUUUAUCUUACGAUCCUCAAGAUACUACACAGCAAUGUUCUGGCCAUCUACCUGCUGAGCCUGUCGCUAAGUGACUUCACCUACCUGUUGACGCUGCCUGGGUGGGCUGUUUAUGUGAGCAACAGCCACUACUGGCCCUGGAGUUCUCUGGCAUGCCAGGUCACAGGGUACGUGUUCUUCACCAACAUGUACAUCAGCAUCUUCCUACUCUGUUGUAUCUCCAUAGAUCGCUACAUGGCCGUGGUCUAUGCUUUGGAGUCACGUGGGAUCCGGCACCAGAGACUUGCUGCUUUUGUGACUCUUGCUAUCUGGGGUGUUGUGGGGCUUGGCCAUGCCCCUGUUUUCAGCAUGCCCGAGGGCCAGGGUGGCAGAGGAGAGCACCGCUGCUUCGAGCCGAGUCAAAGCACGGCCACUGUGACAGGGUUCAACUAUGCUCGCUUCAGCGUGGGCUUUAUUGCUCCGCUCGCUGUGCUAAUCUACACCAACCACAGCAUCUUGGCUAGUCUGCGUGCGAGUGUGAGUAUAACGGUGCACCAGAAGCAGAAGGUGCGUCGCUUGACUGUGGCAGUGGUGCUGCUCUUCCUGCUCUGCUUUGGCCCGUACCACAUGCUCCUGCUGUUACGUGCCAUUACUUACCACUUUCCAUCACUGCAGGAUGACUGCCACUUUGAGCAGGGCGUCUACACACCCUACAUCAUCUCGCUGGGCCUGUCCACAAUCAACAGUGCUGCUAAUCCUGUCCUGUUCAUGCUGUCCAGCGAUAGCAUCAAAAAGGAGAUCCAGCACUGUAUGACAGGCCUCAGGAGCAGAUGCUGCCAAUGCUGCAUAGAUAGCAGCCAGGACAUAAGCACAAAAACUCUUAAUACACAAGGCCAAGGGACCAGAAUGGACUGAAGACUGAUUAUCUGAAACAGUGGCUUUUCCACAGGACAUUUUGGACCUACAGGAGAGCUAAAAAGAUACAGAGUACAGAGCGCAUGACAUUACAUCUUUUACACAUUGAUCAGUCUCUUCUAAUGCACAAUGACUACAGAAAGGUCUACUGAAAUGGAUUUUUAUGGUAUCACUAUUUUCAGUAAUAGCAGUCAAAGUCACUGAGAUCAGAGAACGAGAUUUUUUCCCCCAUUCUGAUGUUUGAUGUGAACAUUGAACUGAAGCUCUUCUCCCGUAUCUGCAUAAUUUUAUGCAUUGUACUGCUGCCACGUGAUUGUACU